Aplosporella prunicola CBS 121167 is the source of this 625-nucleotide messenger RNA. RefSeq lists its product as uncharacterized. NCBI's taxonomy places the organism in Eukaryota, Fungi, Ascomycota, Dothideomycetes, Botryosphaeriales, Aplosporellaceae. Gene Ontology annotation, biological process: cell redox homeostasis; hydrogen peroxide catabolic process; cellular response to oxidative stress. Bases 54 to 563 code for a protein of 169 amino acids. The record is from RefSeq and is a predicted model, not a curated record. Gene Ontology annotation, cellular component: mitochondrion; cytoplasm; peroxisome. Gene Ontology annotation, molecular function: thioredoxin peroxidase activity. The transcript is spliced from 5 exons.
CCUCAAUCAACACCUUCAACCAACAAACACUCUACAACCCAAUCCCAUACACAAUGGCUCCUCUCAAGACCGGCGACAAGUUCCCUAGCGGCGUCAAGUUCGAGUGGGCUCCCAUCGUUGAGGAGGACCUCACCGUCUGCGGUCGUCCCCAGGAGUACGACGCCGACAAGGAGUUCAAGGACAAGAAGGUCGUCAUCGUCAGCGUCCCUGGUGCCUUCACUCCCGGCUGCCAGGCCUACCACCUUCCUCCUUACAUCCAGAAGUUCGACGAGCUCAAGAGCAAGGGCGUCGACCUCGUUGUCGUCAUCGCCAGCAACGAUGCUUGGGUCAUGAACGCUUGGGGCAAGGCCAACAAGGUUGUCGGCCGUAACGACAUCCUCUUCCUCUCCGACACCAAGACCUUCUUCUCGAAGAACCACGGCUGGGCUGCUGGUAUGGGUGACCGCAACGGCCGCUGGGCCAUGGUCGUCGAGAAGGACGGCACCGUCUCCUACGCCGAGAACGAGUCCAACCCUGGACAGGUCACCGUCUCUGGCGCUGACGCCGUCCUGGCCAAGCUGUAAAUUGGAUUUUGCGAUGGGAUAUACCCCACUCAAGCAUAAUGCUGGAAGUGAUUGACAGGCGU